Perca fluviatilis (European perch) is the source of this 518-nucleotide messenger RNA. RefSeq lists its product as uncharacterized. The record is from RefSeq and is a predicted model, not a curated record. The coding region runs from base 96 to 518 and encodes 140 amino acids. NCBI's taxonomy places the organism in Eukaryota, Metazoa, Chordata, Actinopteri, Perciformes, Percidae. The transcript has 5 exons.
UGUGUCACUGUUAAAGGAUCGUACCACAGAGUGUGUUCUGCUGCUGUGACCUGGCAAGACCCCUGGCGCUACUUCACAGACAGGUGAGGAAGGUGAUGAAGGAGAUUCUGGUAAUGCUCUGCAUGAUCUUAACAUGCAGAGCUCAGAAAUGGAACCACGAAACCUCACGUUGGGACGCCAAAGCAGAACACGCCAACGGCAAGACUUGUUCCAACCUGACCCAGGUACUGGACAACUGGAAAUUUGCUAUUCUAACCCAAGUGAAAGAUCUUCUGAUCAAUGACCACGCUUCUGUCCUGCCCGAAUACAACAGGAUCCCGCCUCUGUCAGAUGCCCUGGGAGACCUCUACAGGCAGUUUAACACUCUAAAAGACGAGCUCGGGAGGCUUACCUCAAAGUUUGACAGUGUGGAGGGUUUUGUGGACGACCUCAAGUACGGCAGAUCCGCUCUGCCUCAGCGGCUGCACCAAGGUCCUCGGGCAAGGAUGCACCUGCAGGCCUCCUCUCCUUAUUUGUAG